Molecule: messenger RNA, 1506 nt
Organism: Penicillium waksmanii
Lineage: Eukaryota; Fungi; Ascomycota; Eurotiomycetes; Eurotiales; Aspergillaceae
Exons: 2
Coding region: 1-1506 (501 amino acids)
Biological process (GO): transmembrane transport
Molecular function (GO): transmembrane transporter activity
Source: RefSeq, a predicted model, not a curated record
AUGAACGCCAAUGAACCGAUAGAAGUGAUUCGAUCGCACCGAGAUGAUGGUGAAUCCAUCCAUACUACUUCCCGACGAGGACAUGAAGACCCGCAGGCUCACUCGGAACUUGAACUUCCGGCUGUCGAUCCAGACGAAAAAUACAAUCGUGACGUUCCUCCAGAUGGAGGAUAUGGCUGGGUCUGUGUUGCCUGUGUUUUUUGGAUAAAUGCGCAUACUUACGGCGUGUUUCUCAGUUACUACCUCUCUCAUGAUGUCUUCCCGAAUACAUCGGCCCUUGCAUAUGCCUUCACCGGCGGCCUCAGUAUCUCUUGUGCACUCCUCGUGGCCCCGUUAGCCACUCAUCUCAUCCAUGUACUCGGCACUCGCUUUGUGCUGAACCUGGGAGUAUUCUUCCAAACUCUCUCUCUCAUUGGCUCGUCAUUCGCAACACAGAAAUGGCACAUCUUCCUCAGUCAAGGUGUCUGUUUCGGCUGGGGCAUGGGGUUCCUCUUUGUGGGCAGCGUUGGUAUCUCUCCGCAGUGGUUUCAUAAGCGCCGCAGUGUUGCCCAGGGAAUCACUGCAGCUGGGUCCGGACUCGGUGGUUUGAUAUACUCUCUUGCAGUGGGAGCAAUCAUCCCCCGUUAUGGUCUGGGAUGGGCCUUCCGUAUCCUGGGGAUCGUCUCAUGCGUUGUGAACCUGGUGUGUGGAAAUCUGCUCCGAGACCGCAAUAAGCUCGUCGGCAGCCGUUUCACAGCUUUCCAUUUCCCACUUCUACGCCGUCCGGAGUUUUUACUCUUCUUGGGGUGGGGUAUCUUCAGCAUGUUAGGCUAUGUUGCGUUAUUGUUCAGCCUCGCCAAUUUCUCUCUAUCCGUUGGCCUCACGUCACACCAGGGCAGUACUGUCUCAGCCCUGCUGAACCUGGGACAAGGUCUCGGCCGGCCCUUUGUAGGCAUGUUCAGUGACCGGCUUGGCCGCAUCAAUAUCGCUACCAUCCUGAGCUUUGUUUGUGGCUUGUUCUGCCUGGUAAUAUGGAUCUUUGCAGACAGCAUGGGCGUUGUCUGUUUCUUUGCCGUCAUCGUUGGGACUGUCUCGGGGACUUUCUGGGCCACUGUCUCUCCGGUACUGGCUGAGAUUAUCGGUCUACGGGAUCUACCCUCUGGUCUGAGUAUAACCUGGCUCACCCUCGUUGCACCUUGCACCGUAUCCGAGGCUAUUGCCUUGCAGCUUCGGAGCGGCACAUCAGAUGGUGGAACUAGUUACCUCAAGGUCCAAUUAUUCACGGGCUUUACCUACAUUGGUGCUUCGUUGUGUCUGUGGGUUGUUCGAGGAUGGAAGGUUGGGGAGCUAGAGCGUGCUCAGCAACGCCGGGAUUCUAUCGCCCGAGAAGCACCCCUCACCGAGGGGGAGAAGCAGGACCGUCCUGCAACGGUUGCAUCUUCUGCGCCGUCUGCGGAUGGCGGCGAGGUCCGAAUCUGGGCGCUAUUUGCCCUGAUGCGUAGAAUGAUUGCACUAAAGCGAGUCUAA